UGGAAAUCGACAGUCCGGCGAACGGCGGCAAGAAAAGAUUUUUAUAUUUAGAAUGCAGCGUUUAAGUCAGUCUUAAUCGCGAUCGCAGACCGUCAGGACAGCGAUACCCAAUUGGCAGAGGCGGCCACAGCCGGUGUUUUGACGUUUUCGACGUUGGUUCGUGUAAAUUAUUACAUAUCGGCGGCUCGGUAGGCGAAAAAAGCGCGAUUUGCACACACCACCAUGGCCGAAACCAUCGAGGAAAGCUACGAGACGGAGGUGCGACGGAAAGUCGUCAGGACGAAAUUCAAUAUCGAAGAAACGUCCACAAAGACGACCACAACCACAAUGACAACUCCUGCAAAGUUAUACGGAAAAGAUUUGAGUGUGUACGAUGAUGUAGAUGUAGACGAAUUAUUGGAUAAGUUAACGGCCGAAGAAAUUAGUGUUUUAGCUAAAGAAGUAGAUCCUGAUGAUAGUUUUUUACCUCCUUCACAAAGAAACAGUUAUGAAUGUGAGAAGGAUCCUACGGGCCCACUGAAUAGAAGAAAAUUAAUCGAUUACAUUAAUAAAGAAGCUUUAGAAACACCCGAUAGGCCAGAAUUAGAACCCUAUGUAGCUGGUAUGGUUCGAGGGAAAAAAUGGAUUCCACCGCCUCCUCCGAUUCAAGAACAAGAAGCCGAUGAACAGAUUGCCGUAGAUUUAGGAGACGAAUAUGAGCAUGCAUUGACGAACGCCUCGCAGGAAGAAAUUAUAGAUUUAGCCGCUAUUCUCGGUUUCCAUUCGAUGAUGAACCAGGACCAGUAUCAUGCGUCACUGUUAAAUAAAGGCCAGCCGGUCGGUUUAGGUUGGGACGGCAUCACGAAAGCUUCCAAACCCAAACUGUUCCCCGUGGAUCCCCCGAAUAUGACCGACACCGACGAGACUAUCAAGAAAGUCCAAGACGACGAUAGCAAAUACAUCGAUUUGAAUUGGAAUAACAUUAAAAACAUUUCCGAUGAAAAGAUGUUCCAUUUGUUCGAAGCUCUGUGCAACAACACUCACCUGGAGACGUUGUCGCUGGUUAAUUGCGGACUAGCCGAUAGGCACGUCGAAAAAUUGGCGAGGGCGAUAGAGGAGAACGGCACCCUGAGAGUGAUCAACGUCGAAACGAAUUUCAUUUCUCCGCAGGGCGUCGUCCGAUUGAUCAAAGCCCUGCUCAAGAAGAAGACUGUCGAGGAAUUCAGGGCCACUAACCAGAGGUCGCAAGUAUUGGGAAAUAAAAUAGAAAUGGAAAUUACACAUUUGAUUGAGAAAAAUCCGACAAUACUUAGGCUGGGUUUGCAUUUAGAGUACAAUGAUGCCCGGCAUCGUAUUGCGACACAUUUACAAAGAAAUAUUGAUACAAAACGUCGAACUAUUCGUGCUAACUAUCAAAUAAUGUUGGGAAAAAGGGGAAAUGCUAUGAAAAUCGUUCGUACUGAUUAAAAUGUGUAGGUAAAGUACGGUAUUUGCUCGAGAAAAUUUGGCUCUAAAAUUGAAUAGUGGCUUAAUAAAAAACACUUCUCUUUUCGACCUAUUUCUUUUUAAAUCGAUAAUUACAAAAUUAUUAUACGGGGGGUUCCAUAAUGACAUGCUAAUAUUUAAGGGGAUGAUUCUUGGACCUAUUUUAAGAAAGAAACUUCAUAUGAACAUAUGUCCUAAAUCAAACAUUUAUUAUUUUUUAAUUUUAGCACAGAGGCUAAUGUAGCGGCAGCGGACAAAUUAAUGCAUUUAUUUUUUUAAUGCGAAACGAUG
Messenger RNA from Phyllotreta striolata, 1755 nucleotides. The record is from the annotation of a GenBank genome assembly. Lineage: Eukaryota; Metazoa; Arthropoda; Insecta; Coleoptera; Chrysomelidae.